UUGAAUCCAGCAAGGAGUUUGUUAAGAGCCAUAAUAAGAAAAUGUUAAUGUGUUUUCUAUUAUUGAUGUUCAAUUUCUUUACUCUUAGAGCUUCAAGUGACAUCCAUCUCUGUGAAAGUGAACUUGAAUUACGCUAUGUUUUCUUACUGAAGCUGGAAGUACUAAAUCCAAUAUUGCGCGAAUAUUUUCUUAGACAGUCUGGUGUUGGAUUACUUAAUGUCUUUAAUCAAUAUGAUCUCAUCCAAAUAACAGUGGAUCCUGUAAAGCGGGAAUCCGUUUAUCAAUUCACAAUGGCUACGAAUAUAUUCAUCAGCGUUAUUGGUUACUGUUUCCACGUAGACGAGGUACCUCCAUUGUUAAUGAACGCGAGAAAAGAUCCUGAGAAAAUAUAUGAGAAGAUGCCAACUCUCCAAGAUCUCGUUUUGGCUGCUGAAAAAGAAAUGGAUAUUGAGAAUUUGAACACGUCGCAAAUAGCUCAUUUCAGAAGUAUAGACCUAAAACCCGCAUCUACAUCCACCACACGAUAUGAUGAUUUAAAGGAAUUUGAAGGAGUCCUUUACAAUGUAUCAAUAUUAUAAUUUUAUCCUCAAAUACAAUGUACGCUGAAGAGGAUCGUGGAAAAUAAUAUACUUUCCGAGUUUACUUUUAUAAA
Molecule: messenger RNA, 652 nt
Organism: Cephus cinctus (wheat stem sawfly)
Lineage: Eukaryota; Metazoa; Arthropoda; Insecta; Hymenoptera; Cephidae
Exons: 2
Coding region: 42-578 (178 amino acids)
Source: RefSeq, a predicted model, not a curated record